GCUCAGCUCCGAUCUCUCCAGGCCGUGUGCUGGGCUUCGUUUCAUCCGGGUUGCGGGUCACGUCCCCGGGAAUAUGCAGCGCGCGUGGAUACUCCUUACCUUGGGCUUGAUGGCCUGCGUGUCGGCGGAGACGAGAGCAGAAUUGACAUCUGAUAAGGACAUGUACCUUGACAACAGCUCCAUUGAAGAUGCUUCGGGUGUAUAUCCUAUUGAUGAUGAUGACUAUUCUUCAGCUUCUGGCUCAGGAGCUGAUGAAGACAUAGAGAGUCCAGAUCUGACUACAUCUCGACUGAUUCCAAAGAUCUCAUUCACUAGUGCUGCUCCCAAAGUGGAAACCAUGACACUGAAGACACAGAGCAUUACGCCUGCUCAGACCAAGUCACCUGAAGAAAUUGACAAGGAGAAAGUUGACAUCUCUGAGGUAGAAGAGAAGCUAGGACCUGCUGUGAAGAGUACAGAUGUGUACACGGAGAAACAUUCAGACAAUCUGUUUAAACGGACAGAAGUCCUCGCAGCUGUCAUCGCUGGUGGCGUGAUCGGUUUUCUCUUUGCCAUUUUCCUCAUUCUGCUGUUGGUGUACCGUAUGAGGAAGAAAGAUGAAGGAAGUUAUGACCUUGGGGAACGCAAACCAUCCAGCGCAGCUUACCAGAAGGCGCCUACUAAGGAGUUUUAUGCAUAAAGUUCCCACUUAGUGUCUCCAUUUGGGAGAUCACUGAACUUUACAAAAUAAAGCUUUGGCAUAGAAUAAUGAAGAUCUUUGUUAUUUGUUUUGUUCAUUACAGAGCCAUACUGGCCCUUUAAUGAUAAAAAUCCCAUUGUAUUUAAAACUUCACGUGUUUCUUUAGAAUGACAUAAAAGUAAAAAUUUAACAUCUUCAGUGUUGUGUGAAUAGCAGUGGCAAAAUAUUAUGUUAUGAAAACCCUUGACAUCCAUGGAAUUGAUUUGAACAUCUAUGUGCAAAUAUAAAAUGAUUGUGUUUGUCCUCCGGUUCAAAGAUGAUGGCUGUUCCCCUCGUCAGCAUGUCUCCAGUUGACCUUACCAAAUUAGUCUUUGUUAAUUUAUCUCUUAUCCCUCUCCUCUACCCUCCCUUCUUGUCCUCUUCCUUAAAAACAAAACCUUAUGCCUUUUAUAGCUGUAAUGGUGCAAUUUGUCUUCGAAUGAUUACAAUAAUGGUAAUUUAGUGUAUAUGUGAUUUUUUUUCAAAUAUGAAAACCUUAACUUCUACUUAAUGUAAUUUUUUUUAAAUGUCAGACUAUCCAUUUUACACUUGCUUUAUUUUUCGUUACCUGUAGCUUCAGGCAGAUUUGCAACAGCAAAUUAAUGUGUAAAAUUGGAUUAUUACUACGAAGCUGUUUAGUCCUAGCUAUCUAAUCAGAUCUUCUUUUGUGAGGAUUUGACAUUACCGACAAGCCUCAGCAAACCCAAAGAUGCUAACAGUAUUUUGAGAAGUUGCUGCAGAUUCCUUUGGCCACUGUACUUGUUAAUUUCUUGCAAUUUAAAGGUACGAGAAAGAGUUUAAAGAAAAAAAGAUCAGUUUUUGUUCUUAAAAAUGCAUUUAAGUUGUAAACAUCUUUUUAAGCCUUUGAAGUGCCUAUGAUUCUAUGUAAUUUGUUGCAGACUGGUGUUAAUGAGUAUAUAUAUAACAGUUUAAAAAAAAGUUGGUAUUUUAUAAGCACAGACAAUUCUAAUGGUAACUUUUGUAGUCAUAUGAAUAGACGUAAAUUGUAAUUUGGGAACAAACAAACUACUGAAUAAAUCAUGUGGCCUAAUAUUGAGAAUGUCACUGUUAUAAAUUUUGUACAUUUCUUAUCUAAUGUACAUCUCCCCUUUGCUAUGACUGGCCGUCUGCUCUCAGUGAUAAUGUGGGUUUAACUUCUGAGUAUUCCACUGUGUCCAUAAGUCAAGACCAAAGAGCCCUCAGUGAGGCUGUUUAUUACCAGAUCCACCUCUGAACUGGCCAGAGGAAGUGUAUGUAUCAUUCCGCAUGUGUCUGGGUUCAGGGAUAGGAAGCCUGCCAGGGGAUUUCAAGGUUUGCAACCUUUAUAGAAUAGCUACUGGCAAUAUUGAGACAGAUGCCUUCUUUUGCAAUUUACUCUUAGAAGUAUAAAUUCCAAAGAAGUGAAGGGACCUUUCUCGAAGUAGGUAUCUGGGGAUCAGUCCUAUGGAAUCAUUUCCCUGUCAAAGCUCCCCCAAAGAUUGGCAGAAAAAAAAUUGAGGAACACCACAGCCACUCUAUGGGGCAGGAGAGAGGGCAGGGGAGGCUCUGGAUGUUAAAUGACAGCUUUGCUACUUAGGAUGGAUGUUUCUAGAAAAAAGUACUACCAGAGGAGGAGAUGGGGGUAUCCUGAUUGGAUACUCACUGUACAGAGCAUUUCCUUUUGCUACUCUAUUUUCUAUUUUACCAUUAAUUUUAUUUUUAAACCGUGAGCCGUGGACAUAGAAAGAAGACAGCAAGAACCGCAACUUUUCCAGCAUAAAAUUUACUUUUAACAAAGUUUGACUGUCAUUUGAGAACUUUCCCUGGACUUGUCAUAGAACUCAUUCAAACAAAAUUAAAGCAACACUUAGAACAGUGUUUUAUCUGAAUCCUUAAUGGCCUUAAUUCCCAAAUUGCUGUCAAAUUACAGAUGUAAUUCACUUUGUUUAGGAUGAUUAAAAGGAAAUGACGGCCCUUCCAAAGCUGCACAAUGCCCCUCAAUUACAGAGGCUGAGAAUGUAGUGGGUAUACCUCUAACUGUGCAAAACAGUGAAAUCCUAUUUGUAGAACAACUUGCUUGGGAUAUCUGUGCCAGGAAAAAAUAUUCUGGCAAAUAUUUUGUCACUGCUGUAAAGCAAAUUUGUUAAAGUGCCAAAAUAAAGUCUGUCAUGCUGAAAGUAAAUCAUUGUAUAGACUCACAUCCAGUUUUCUGUACGCUUUUUGCUCAGUUUUUUUUUUCUUAACUUUUAAGAUACAGUAAAUAAUAGCAUAAAACUGUUAGUAAUCAUAACUGAAUUCAGGAAAAUUUUGGUAAAAUACAAAUAUUAAAGCCAGUGUGGUAUUUCUUGCUUUUUAAAA
Meriones unguiculatus (Mongolian gerbil) is the source of this 3055-nucleotide messenger RNA. RefSeq names its product syndecan 2 (gene Sdc2). Gene Ontology annotation, biological process: cell migration; dendrite morphogenesis. The transcript is spliced from 5 exons. The record is from RefSeq and is a predicted model, not a curated record. Bases 74 to 679 code for a protein of 201 amino acids. Gene Ontology annotation, cellular component: cell surface; membrane. NCBI's taxonomy places the organism in Eukaryota, Metazoa, Chordata, Mammalia, Rodentia, Muridae.